This is a messenger RNA of Schistosoma haematobium, 3292 nucleotides long. RefSeq names its product Geranylgeranyl transferase type-1 subunit beta. Gene Ontology annotation, biological process: protein geranylgeranylation. The record is from RefSeq and is a predicted model, not a curated record. NCBI's taxonomy places the organism in Eukaryota, Metazoa, Platyhelminthes, Trematoda, Strigeidida, Schistosomatidae. The transcript has 8 exons. The coding region runs from base 1842 to 2999 and encodes 385 amino acids. Gene Ontology annotation, molecular function: CAAX-protein geranylgeranyltransferase activity. Gene Ontology annotation, cellular component: CAAX-protein geranylgeranyltransferase complex.
AUGGUUGUUUUAUAUUUCCUUCUCCUGAAGCUUUUUCUGAUGUCGUUGCUGGGUGUUCCACUGGAUUUUGCUUUUCGGCUCUAGUGCUCCGCUUCACUUGCUUGUUUGCUCCUGUGUUUUCAGCUUGUGCAUAACUUUCUCUGCUCUUAUUCGACUGUCAUUUAUUGCUGUUUUCUUGUUCUCCCUUUCCUGAUUUUUUUUCCAGUGUUUCCGUGGAGACCUAUUCCUUAUGAUGAUGCGUGUUACGGCCCAGUAAUCCCUGACACGUUGAAGUUAGUGUUUCUUUGACACCUUCCUAACUGUCGUCCAUCGUAGUUUCUUCUUUCUGUACAUCUUGUAGGGUUUGGAAUCUGUUGUUGAAAGUUAUUUUGAAUUUGUUGAGUUUUUUAGUAUUUUGAAGGAAGGCUGUAUUGAAAAUGUGUUUCCCCAAAUGUCCAAAGUUUCUUUAGCAAAAGUUUCAUCUUGGACACAACCAAGUGAUCUGCAACUACCUCAGCUCUUCUCCUUUUUCUGAUGCCUUCCAUCGCCAUGAAUUUUUCCAGUGUUAAUGUGACCUAUCAGGUUUUCUGUGGUGUGAUCCAGUGAAACCCAAGUAGCUUUGUGUAUGCUUUUGUGUAGGAAUAUUGUGCCGCUUAUAACCAUUUUGUUGAAUGGAAAUAUAUUUGCAAAUCUCUCCACAUUUCCGUUUCGCGGACCCAAUCCAUGUCAUCUCAUGUUAUCUUCAUAUCCGUUUAUGUCCAUUCCGACGUUGGUGUUCAGGUCUCUCAUCCAGAUGGUUGAGUUUUUUGCUGGAAAACUGUCCAAGAUCGAUUGCGGCCUGUCAUGAAACUGAUCUUUAUCGUCUUCAUAGCUGUCAUUGGUGAGUGCAUAACAUUGGAUGACAUUCAUCAUGAUUCCCUUCUUCUUUGUUUUGAAGAAUGCUUUGAUGACCCUGGAUCCAUUAGAUUCCCAUCCUAUAAGUAUAUUUCGUGUUUCUAAGUACAGUGUAAGUGCAACUCGUUCUUUACGCGGGUUGUUGCCUUCUGUAUGACCAGAUCGUAACACAAUCCCUCCCGAAUUUUAUCUUUUUUGUCCAGCCUGGGGUCCAAGAAACGUGAAGUUACACCUCCUCGUUUUUGUAGUCCUUUGAUUGGUCAUCUCGAUCUCCAGUAUUGUUAGUUCAUUGUAUAUAUAUAUUUUUAAUUGUUGCUCUAGUUCUCAGCAAUGAGUUGAAGAUGCCACAGGUAUUUGGAGUUUGACAACACUUUAACCAGUAACACUUAAUAUGAAGCGUACCCAUCACGUGAAAUCAAAAACAGAAGUGAGGAGGUCCGAAGAUAUAUUUGAUAGGCAAUCGAUAUAUCGAGGAUCGUCUGAUCUAAUCUGGCUAGCGAUUGCAAGGGUUGUUGAGCACGGCGUCCCCACUCGUGAUCUGGUGCUGAUGCAUGACCGAGCGCCUUCAGCUAAGUGAGUCCACUGAGACUAAUGUGGUCAGCAUCCAAUGUCGAAAACUUACAGAGCUAUUUAUUUUGGAGAUUUAUUUACCGCUAGAGGAUCAACACUGUGACUUCCGAAAAAUCUCGACUUUCACCAUGACGCAUCAUAGUUCAUCCGAAUGAAGAUUACGCUACUCGCGGGUCAGAAUUCAAAAUUUUUUUCAGGCUAAAUUUUUUUGGCAAGGUUGUUCAAUACGAGAUAAGGUUGCGGACCUUAUGAAUAACAUUCCCUCUGUUUGUCCUGGCUUUGAACUGACAGAAAUACCAGAAAGGUCAUAAGCUGAACUAUUAUUAUUUCAACACCACCCAAAUUGAACUUUGUCAAUACGUCAGGUGUUCACUAAAACAAUAUCAAAUUAUGACUUAAUGGUCUGCGAUUCCGAUAAUAAAGUGCUGCAAAAGCUGCAGAUUUACUUCAAGAGAUGCACUGGAAUACUUCCUUAUUCUAUGGUUUCUCUUGACUCAUCUAGAAUUGUUGUUUUAUUUUUCGCAUCCGGUGGCUUAGCUCUUUUAGAUGCAUUGGACAGUGUGGAUAAGAAUGAAAUCAUAGAGUUUAUAUACUCUCACCAAAUAUUGUCAACUGAUAUUCAAGACAACAAGGGGGGUUUCAGAGGUUCAAAUCUCAUCGGUUGUUCUUCAGAUCCUGAAGAAGCUAAGUUGGUCCGUUCGAAGUAUGACGGAAGCCACGUAACAAUGGUUUAUUCAGCUCUUUCCACGUUGUUGUUACUUGGUGAUAACUUAUCUCGUGUAGACAGACGCGGAACUCUGGCUGGAUUAUCGGCUAUGCAGUGCUCAGAUGAGCCUGGCUUGUUCAAAGCAGGAGAUAUAUGUGGGGAACGCGACAUGCGUUUCGUAUUUUCUGCAGUUGCCAGCUGUUAUAUUUUGAAUGGACUAGAUUCUAUCAAUUGUGAAAACGUUGCUGAUUUCGUCGCAAAAUGCCAGACUUACCAAGGUGGAUUCGCUAAUUUGCCGUUUUUGGAAGCACAUGCUGGAGCUACUUACUGUGCAGUAGCUAGUUUGUCUCUUAUAGGUAAAUUAGAAUCCGUUAUCCCAUCUGGAUCCAAGUCGCGAGAACUGUUGAUUAAAUGGCUAUUGAACUUACAAGAAGAAGGAUUUCAUGGGCGUGUUGGUAAACCAGAUGAUACAUGUUACACAUUUUGGGUCUGUGCUAGUCUUAAGAUACUAAACUGUCACCAUCUGGUCGAUAAGAACUCAGCUGUUCGUUUUGAAACAAGAUGUUGGAAUGAUGUUAUUGGGGCAUUCACAAAGACUCCUGACCAGUUUUGUACCCCAGAUCCACUUCAUACUUACCUUUCUCUUUCUGGCUUAUCAUGUUUAUGUGCAAGUGACAAUUUAAAAACUGGGAACGAUGUAAAAUCAAUGGAUUCAGAAUCAUACGUGUAUCGUAACUUACAAGAAUUACUAAAUUCAGACAGACUUCUUACUGUUUAUCCAGAGUUAAAUAUUCCUGAAAGAUACCAUCAACGUUUGAAACAGAUUCAUUUGAAGUGGAGUAAAAAAUAAGCAUAUCGUUUCUACAGUGAUUUUUGUGAAACCAAGUUUCAGCUAGUACUAAAUCUCCAUAAAGUCGAAAUAUUUUUAUUGUAUAUUUCUUUGUUAAUAAAUGUUAUUUGAAGUCACUUUGUGUACUGAAGUAUUGUCUGUACGCGAAAUAUUGAUUUUGCAUGCAUGUUAUGUGUACAGUUUGGGAUUUUUUUUUACUAAUCUAACACCCGUUAGCAAUAGUUCGUACACUGAGAUUACUGUAACAUUAAGCCGUAGUACCCUUACGUAAUAUACUAAUUAUGUAAUUCCCA